Molecule: messenger RNA, 3712 nt
Organism: Protopterus annectens (West African lungfish)
Lineage: Eukaryota; Metazoa; Chordata; Ceratodontiformes; Protopteridae
Gene: SP4
Product: Sp4 transcription factor
Exons: 6
Coding region: 376-2709 (777 amino acids)
Source: RefSeq, a predicted model, not a curated record
GAAUGCGUUGUGGUACGCCGGGUGGAAGAAAAUAGCUGAGUGCUACAAAAUUGAUCUCAAUUCUGUGAGAAUACUGCUUAAUAAGAGAAUUAUACUGAUCUUUUCCAACCAAAGGAGGUGGUUAGUGUCACUAAGGUUCGUGAGAGGGCAGCAACUGUCUUCCCCCGCCCGUGGCACCGCCCUCACCUCCCCCCUGCUGUCAAUCAGAAAGAGGAACCCAGUUCCCCCGGCAGAGCGCCGAGCUACGCCACAGCCCAGCGGCGGCCAUUCGCGGAAAAAUAGGCCGGCCUUCUCCCAGCUUCAGCCAGCCUCUCUAAUCCACACCGACCGGCCUUUUUUUCCCUAACUCCUCUUUGCUGUUUUUAUUAAUGCGGGAUGAGCGAUCAAAAGAACGAAACUAUGGCCACGGAAGGAGGGAAAUCAUCUGGUCCGGAUUGCAAUAAAAAAAGCAAAACUCCAGGAUCACAGGAUUCACAGACAUCUCCUCUAGCCUUGCUGGCAGCCACAUGCAGCAAAAUUGGAACUCCUGGGGAAAGUCAGGCAGCUGCAUCACAACAGAUCAUCAUUGACCCGGGCCAAGGCUUAGUGCAACUUCAGAAUCAGCCACAGCAGUUGGAGUUAGUAACAGCUCCUUUUGGUGGAAACACCUGGCAAAUUGUUGCUACAUCACCUUCUGUAUCAAAAGACAACAGUGUUGCUGCUCAGCAAGGAGUUAGUACAGUUGCAGUUACAUCUACCACAAAUAGCACAAAUGCUACAUCUCCAACAAAGGCCAAAACUGCAGUUUCGGCUACCACUCCAGGUCAGUUUCAAGUCAUACAGCUGCAAAACUUUCAGGGUCCGGGUGGUACUGUUCAGUACCAAGUAAUUCCACAGAUUCAAACACUGGAGGGUCAGCAGAUUCAGAUAAGCUCCGCUAGCAGUGCACCAGUAAAUGUGCAGCAAGAUUUGCAAGGCCCGUUUCAAAUCAUUCCAGCUGGAAGCAACCAAGCCAUAAUCACCACUGCUAACAGGACAAGUUCUGGAAAUGUAAUUUCACAGAAUUUAGCAGGUCAGACUGUCCCUGUCCAGAUCCGUCCAGGAGUGUCUAUUCCAUUGCAACUGCAGGCUAUUUCUGGGGCUCAGACUCAAGUAGUGACCGCUUUGCCUAUUAAUAUUGGUGGAAUGACACUUGCCCUGCCUGUAUUAAAUAGUGUGGCCACAGGAGGAGGGUCUACACAACUUAUUCAGUCUUCUGAUGCUGGAGAUGCUAAUGGAAAUCAGCUGGUGUCCACUCCUAUCACAACCGCAUCUGUCAGUACAGUUCCUGAAACACUUACUUCUACUUGCACAACCACUGCCUCCACAUCAUUGUCUGGCAGCGACACACUAGUGAGCUGCACAGAAGCAACUCAGUACACGUCAACCAGUUCUGAUUCUACAGCAGAAGAUUUGCAAGUAACUACGGCAGAUACUGAAGUGCAAAAUUCAAGUCCAGUUCCAGUUCAUUCUAAUGGACUUCAGAAUGCACAAGAUCAAGCAAACCAGCUUCAGCAGGUGCACAUUGUAGGUCAGCCAGUACUGCAGCAAAUACAGAUACAGCAGCCACAACAACAGAUCAUUCAAGCUAUUCCACAGCAGUCACUUCAGCUCCAACCAGGACAGACAAUACAAGCAAUCCAGCAGCAACCUUUACAGAAUGUGCAGCUGCAGGCAGUGCAAAGUCCCACUCAGGUUCUCAUUCGGGCUCCAACACUGACUCCUUCUGGUCAAAUAACUUGGCAGACAAUACAAGUGCAGAACAUCCAGAGUCUUUCUAACCUUCAGGUUCAGAAUGCUGGUGUUCCCCAACAACUGACACUCACUCCGGUGUCUUCAAGUACAACAGGUAGCACAAUAGCCCAGAUUACACCUGUUGCUGUUGCUGGGACACCAAUUACAUUAAAUGCUGCUCAGAUUGCUUCAGUGCCUAGCCUUCAGACUGUGAGUGUUGCCAACCUCAGUGCUGCAGGUGUUCAAGUGCAAGGACUUCCUGUCACCAUAACCAGCAUAGCAGGUCAGCAGCCUGGUCAAGAUGGAGGACUGAAAGUGCAGCCAUCUACAGUGACUCCAGUAACUGUAGCAGUAGGAAACAUUGCAAAUGCAACCAUUAGUGCUGUUAGCCCAGACCAGAUAACACAGUUGCAGCAGGCACAGCAGGCAUCAGAUCAGGAAGUGCAGCCUGGGAAGAGAUUAAGAAGAGUUGCUUGUUCAUGUCCUAAUUGUCGAGAAGGAGAAGCAAGGGGUAGCAGUGAACCAGGAAAAAAGAAACAACAUAUCUGCCAUAUUGAGGGAUGUGGGAAAGUGUACGGGAAAACCUCUCACCUCAGAGCUCACCUGCGUUGGCAUACAGGAGAAAGGCCAUUUGUGUGCAACUGGAUCUUUUGUGGUAAAAGGUUUACAAGAAGUGAUGAGCUCCAAAGACACAGGAGAACCCACACAGGUGAAAAAAGAUUUGAAUGCCCAGAGUGUUCCAAACGGUUUAUGCGUAGUGACCAUUUAUCGAAGCACAUCAAAACACAUCAGAACAAAAAGGGAGGUGGAGCAGCCCUAGCCAUAGUUACUUCAGAACUAGAUUCGUCUACUGUUGCAGAGGUUCUGGGCUCUCCAAGGAUUGUCAGUGUUUCCUCUAUUUCUCAGGACUCAAAUCCAGCAACCCCCACUGUAUCAAACAACGUUGAAGAGUUCUGAAGUUCUCCCCUGGUGGGCAGAGCUAAUAUUGCACUUAACAUUUACUUGCCUUUCAAAAUAAAAAGUGGGCUGGUGAAAUGGAAAAGCAGCUCACACUGUGGUUUUAUAGGUUUGUAUUGUGUUUGUAAAAAAAAAAAAAAAAGAUUCCCUUUAAAAUAUUUUAAAAUAUUCAUCCUGUGUUUUUUUCAGGAGUUUUUUAAGGAAAAAAAAGUGAAAUAGUCAAUCAUGUUUGCACUUAGGGUAGACCCUUGUGGCAUAUACAUAUAGAUAAAAAAUUAUAUAUGUAUAUAUAUAUAUAUAUAUAAAUCUAAAAUAUAUGUUGACUAUUAAAAGAAAACUUCAAUUAAUAAAUCAGAAGUUUUGCACUGUGGUUAGAUAUUUCACAUUUAUAAAAAAAUCUUUGUUUUUGCUUUGUUUUGUAAAAUUCAGUCCUUUCUAUUGUAUUUUGUACAUUUUAUUUAAUGUACGUUUGUCUACGACUUUCAGAAAAGUCAGCAACCAACUAUUGUGUUGAAUUUAACACACAGCAUCAAAUGCAACGUUGUUUUAUUUAAUGUUAUUAUGUGACAAAAUCGCCUAAACUGUUGUGUGGUGACAUUAGUGGUAUUUAAUGGUGACAUUAGUGAAACAGUUUGAUAAAGUAACACAGUGGAUUGUUGUAUAUAGACAUUCAGGGCCGAAAAGGACCAUUGUUCACAUGUUAGAAUGACCUUGAUAUGAACUCUAAUCUACAUAUUGGCGGUUUUGUAGCAGAAACAAAAUACAAACAUGAAUCCCUCAUGUGUGUUGCCAUGUAUGAGUAUUAGUUUCCUGAAUUUCAGAAAUGUAAACACGAUUUUAGACCACUGGAUCAUUAAAGUGUUUGUUCUGAUAUAGUUUAUGCAGUUGUAUCCCAUCUGAGGCACUUUUUUUGUCUUUGUGGCAUGGAUAUAUGCACUCCUUUCUCUUGUGGAUAAAAUGUAUUUAAUUUGCCAUUAUUUUUAUUAUUAAAUUAUGUGUCUUA